Molecule: messenger RNA, 2171 nt
Organism: Musa acuminata subsp. malaccensis (wild Malaysian banana)
Lineage: Eukaryota; Viridiplantae; Streptophyta; Magnoliopsida; Zingiberales; Musaceae
Product: probable hexosyltransferase MUCI70
Source: RefSeq, a predicted model, not a curated record
UAGGCCUUCGGCCCAACAACGUGCGCUCUACGGAACAACAGAGACGGAUGCGGAUCCACAGCUUUCGAUCGCCGACAACGGCGUCGCCUUCGAUCUGCGUCGGUUCUCCCCUCUUCUCUUCACUGCGCUCUUCUCCACUCGAGUGGCACGCAGAACAGCUGAAGACGUGAUUUGUGGAGUAAAUCUGAGCCACUAGGCUUCGUACCGCUCGUUCUCUGCCUUCUCGGUUGAAGAAAUCUGUUAUUGAUCCUUACAAGAUGGAAGUCGGGAGUUAGGAAGAAUGGAGACUGAAGCCCAGCGCUUGCUCUCCUUGCGAGCCUCUUAUCGAACGGAGAGGGGUAAUCGGAAUGCUGGCACCAAAGAUGCAGCCGAUGAAACCGAUGUCUCUGCCAACGGAAAGGGCAUUAAAGAUCCUCUGAAGAUGGUCUGGCGGAGGGGUUUCAUACGGUUGGUCCUCGUGUCAGCCAUUGUGUGGAUGCUGCUCAUCCUUUUUGCCUUGCUAUUUCAUUUGUGGUCGUGUCAUUCUUCUAUUAGCUUCUUGUCAGCUCUUUGUAAAAAAGACAGCAAAGUUCUUGGUAUCUUAGACACAAUGGGUCUCACUACCAAGCAACAACAUCGUUGCUCAAUUCCUCUUAUGGAUGACCCAGAUGCCAUAGUCAUUCCAAAGAGAACUCCCGAUACCAUCCCAAAAUUUCUAAAAUAUGUAUUGGAAGAUGACCAAGGAAAUGCCAAUGAGAAGUCUCAACCACUUUUUGGGGGACAUCAGAGCUGGAAACAAAGAGAAAAUAGUUUCAAACUGAAUACAACUAUGAAGGUGCACUGUGGCUGUAUGAAAAAUGGAGGUGCAGAAAUGGAAGCUGUAGAUGUGAAAUAUGCAAAGAAAUGUAGGUUUGUAGUUGCCUCUGGCAUUUUUGAUGGGUAUGACACUCCCCAUCAACCUUACAACAUAAGUCUUCGUUCCAGAAAGCUAUUCUGCUUUCUGAUGGUAGUUGAUGAGGUCUCUCUUGAUUUCAUUAAGCAAAAUGUAACUGUUAGAGAAGCCAGUGAUGGAGGAAAAUGGGUAGGUAUUUGGCGCCUUGUGACACUACAUCAUCCACCAUAUGAUGAACCUAGAAGAAAUGGGAAGGUUCCGAAGAUACUAACACACAGGCUGUUUCCUCAAGCUCAGUAUAGCAUUUGGAUUGAUGGGAAAAUGGAGCUUAUAGUUGACCCAUUGCUUAUUCUAGAAAGAUAUCUCUGGCGGGGAAAGCACACAUUUGCAAUUGCUUGUCAUAAACAUCACAGGAGUAUCUAUGAGGAGGCAGAUGCAAUCAAGCGAAGGAAGCGGUAUGCUCGGCCGCUGAUCGAUUUGCACAUGAAGAUUUACCACUAUGAGGGAAUGGAGCUAUGGAGUCCAAAGAAAAGGACAAUCAGUGAUGUACCAGAGGGUGCAGUCAUAAUACGCGAGCACACAACAAUGACCAACUUGUUCAGCUGCCUUUGGUUUAAUGAGGUCAAUCUUUUCACACCGAGGGAUCAACUUAGUUUUGGCUAUGUGGUGUACAGAUUAGAAGAGUUCAAGUUUUUCAUGUUCCCCAACUGCGAAUAUAAUUCAUUAUUCAUAUUGCACAGACACACCCGGGAACAUUCUUCUGUUGUUGAGUGGGUUAAAUCCCUAGAUGAAUUUAAGGGGAACAAAACUGGACUGAAAGAGAGUAGGGGAGGGCUAGGACUGUGGACACCAUAUCCAGGGGACCUCAACUCAGUCCAACUCCCUUCUGUCAAAAGAACAUCACCUGCAGGGUGAACAUGCAAAAUUUACUCUCCUUUGGCUCUAUCAGUAAUUUUCCAUCUCGGAGAACAUUUUGCUGUCUUGUGUAUCGUCCAACUUUUCGGAAUGUUUCCGAGGACUUAAAUUUUGCACUCACAGAGUUUCUGAGGUUGAAACAAAUUUGAGGUGCACUAGAGGACUUAAAUUUUGCAGAUGUCUAGGUCAUUGUUAAUAUUUUCAUGGAAUCUCCUUAAAGGUAGACUCGAGGAUAAAAUGAGAUGGGGAAUUCCCUAAUUGUUAUCUUGUUGAUGCAUCAAGUUGCAGGUUAUCAACCACCUUAUACAACUGUGAGAGCACAGCUUAUUAUAUAUAUUGAUUCGUUCCAUGCUUUGGAAAGAUAAACAAAGGAGUGAUUACCUUC